Zingiber officinale is the source of this 1069-nucleotide messenger RNA. RefSeq lists its product as uncharacterized. The transcript has 2 exons. The record is from RefSeq and is a predicted model, not a curated record. The coding region runs from base 120 to 869 and encodes 249 amino acids. Gene Ontology annotation, cellular component: membrane. NCBI's taxonomy places the organism in Eukaryota, Viridiplantae, Streptophyta, Magnoliopsida, Zingiberales, Zingiberaceae.
UAAAAAAUAUAUAAAAAUCCCAACUUUUUAUUAGAAGAAAUCAACUCAAGUUGAUGCUUCCCGGCGAUCUCGCCUAGCGUGUCAAAGGACGGGAGAGCAGAUCGGCGAAGGAGGGAAAGAUGGGGAAGGCUUGGAUUCGGAUAGCUGUGGCGGUGAGCGCGUUGGCGAUGAUGGCGGGAGCGGGCCGGCGAUACGGUCUCAACGCGGAGACGGCGCUCGAACCGUUCCGGCGGCUGUCUGAGAAGCUCGGGAUGUGGACCAUUCCGGUGUAUGUGGCCGCCCAUACCAUCACCCUGGCCCUUUGCCUGCCUUACGCCGUCUUUUUCGAGGCCGGUGCUUCCCUGCUCUUCGGGUUCUUCCCUGCUGUGCUCUGCGUCUUCUUUGCAAAGGUCCUCGGCGCUUCCCUAUCCUUCUGGAUCGGACGGGCAAUUUUUAGGAGUUCAAAAUUGGCAAAGGAAUGGGUGCAUCGCAACAGAUACUUCCGGCUCCUUGCCAAAGGAGUCGAACGUGAUGGUUGGAGAUUUGUUCUUCUUGCUCGUUUCUCUCCCCUGCCUUCUUAUGUCAUCAAUUAUGGUUUGGCUGCCACAAACGUGAAGUUCCUUGUUGAUUUCCUUCUUCCUACUGUUAUCGGUUGUUUGCCAAUGAUUCUGCAAAACACAUCUCUCGGCAGUCUUGCUGGGGCAGCUGUAGCCUCAACAACAGCUUCCAAGAAGUCCCAACUGUACUCGUACAUUUUUCCUUCACUUGGAAUUGCUUCCAGUGUUCUCAUAUCCUGGAAGAUAAAGACGUACUCUUCUGCAUUUGCCGAAGAAUUUAAGCAGCCUGUUUCUGCAAAGCGCUCCCUUGUAGAUGAUGAUUCUGCUCAGUGAUCAUCCAAUGAGAAGAUUGCUGAAAAAACAACACAGUAGAACAAAUGAAUUAGUUUCAGAUUGCGCGUGAAGUUCUCUCUAACCAUUUGUAGAGCCAUUCAUAUUUAAUCCUAUUCAGAUUUGGACUAAGCAAUGAAAUUAGUUUCAUGCGUGUGAAGUUUUCUCUAAGCAUUCAUAAUAUUCAAUGCCAUAUUUUGUGA